CAUUCGCUGCCGUUCCCGCGCUAGCGCGUGAUGGCGCUCGUUUUGGCAAUGCCUCUCACGCUCUAGAGCGUUUCGAUGCGUUUUAAAUUCAACAUGCUGCCAUUUACACUGGCACUGGCAUAGGAACAUGAAAUUUAGCCAGGCACUAGCUUAAAUAUUCUUUUUAAAUUUCCCGCUUGCGGUUUUCGAUUUUGGACUUAAUUGUCAGUCUGACAAAAUGAACGACACGGACGAAGUCGAGGCUGGGCCUUCGGCUCCAAAACGUAUGAAAAUCUCACAAAAUAAUAAAAGAGCUAGCACAAAGAAGUUUCUUACUGAUGACGAACUUCAGGCCAUCUUAGAAGCGAGUAGUGAUAGUGACGUUGACAUCUACUUGAACGACGGAAGUGAAGUUUCCUCGUCGGAAUCUGGUGACGAAGAUGAGAGUAUUUUUGAUUUUCAACAAACUCAGACUGUUAGUACCAACAAGGACGAAUUUCAAUGGACAGAGGAUUCAGGCUCUAUGAAAUCAGUACAAUUUACCAAAGAAGAGAAAAUGCUUAUUCCAAUUCCUGGUAAGGAGCCGAUAGAUUUUUUCAUGAUGUUUUUGACUCAUGAGUUUCUGGAAAGCAUAGUAGAGCAGACCAACAUAUAUGCAACGGAAGUUUUUUUAUCCAAAGGAACUAAAGAAAAAUCCAGAAUAACUAACUGGAAAGAAACGACAAAUGAAGAAAUGAUCGUCUUCUUGGGAUUACUCUUGCACAUGGGUAACAUUAGAAUGAGUAGAUUGCAGGAUUAUUGGAAGACAGACCCACUGUUCAAUAUAAAUAUUUUUCAUUCUAGUAUGAGUAGAAAUAGAUUUUUACUAAUAAUGAGAACGCUCCAUUUUGCAAAAAAUCCAGAACCCGGUGAGGCAGUUCCCCAAGACAGAUUGCAUAAAAUUAGACCACCCGUACGUUUUUUCAAUGAAAGAAUGAGCAAAAUAUUUUAUCCUGGCAGAGAGUUGAGCUUAGAUGAGUCCAUGAUGUUGUGGCGCGGUAGACUGGUAUUUCGUCAAUAUAUAAAAAACAAACGACAUAAAUACGGAAUAAAAUUGUACAUGCUAACCGACCCUAAUGGAAUUAUUUUAAAAUUCAUGGUGUACACAGGUUCACUGGAUGAUUGCGGCGGAAAAGGUCACACUGAAAAAGUUGUUCUGCAUCUUUUAGAUGGCAAGUUAAAUGUUGGACACUCUUUAUACAUGGACAACUUUUAUAAUAGUCCCGCUCUUGCCAAAACGUUGCUGAAGCAAAACACACAUUGCACAGGCACACUCCGUAUUGACCGAAAAGACUGUCCAACUGAAGUCAAACAAAAAAAAUUAAAGCGAGGUGAAACUAUUGCAAGAUAUUCAGGGGGUAUAUUAGUUGGCAAAUGGAAAGACAAGAGAGAUGUGUGCUACAUAUCUAAUGAAUAUGAGAAUACUAUGCUAAAUGUCACAAACAGAAGAGGAGAUACUAGAGAAAAGCCUCUGCCAAUAAUCCAAUACAAUACAUAUAUGGCAGGAGUAGAUAGGCAAGAUCAAUUAUUAUCGUAUUAUCCAUGCGAAAGGAAGACUAUAAGGUGGCCAACUAAAAUUUUCGUUCAUAUUCUUCAAAUGAUGCUAAUAAAUGCUCACGGACUUUACAAUAAAUACUCGGGUAAAAAAAUGAAUUUAUACGAUUUUAGAGUUGCGGUAAUACGCAAAUUGCUACCAACACAAACUGUUGUGCAAGAAAAUCAGCCAAAACUUGACGCACAUUAUUUGGUCAAGCGUGAGGAGAAAACAUCGUCUGGGAAAAUAAAGAGAAAGGCGUGUAAGACGUGCUACAAAAAGAAUAAGCGCACGGAUACAACAUACGUCUGCCAGAAAUGUCCAGGUCUUCCAGGCUACUGCCUCGAUUGUGCAACGCUUACACACGUAUAAUCAAUUUUUUAUAUGAAUAUUUCGAAUUUUUGUUUAUUUGAAGUUGUUUUUAGUUUUCGUUUUGCAAUAUAACAAAUGUUUUUGUUAAGUUUUGUUUGUUUUACUAAUUUUUGUAAUAAAAUGGAGAGAUUUUAUUUAUUUAUUUUUUGUUUCUUUCGUUAUUCAUAUCAUGUGUUGAAGCAAACUAAUUUCUAAAAUUUAACGCUCUUGCGCGUUGGGCGGCAUUGGGUAUGCAGUUUUCAUUACCAGUGCCAGUCACGCUCAGGCGCGUUAAUUUUCCAAAAUUUCUAAAACUUGUUUUUUUUGUGUCCAGUACACUUACUACUUCCUUCAAGUGUUUAUUUCUGCAAAAUUUUGAAAAUUCGUUCAAAAACUGAAUUCGGCCCCUUGGGACUGAUUGUUCCUAAAAGGUGGCAGCGAAUGU
Molecule: messenger RNA, 2348 nt
Organism: Zophobas morio
Lineage: Eukaryota; Metazoa; Arthropoda; Insecta; Coleoptera; Tenebrionidae
Product: piggyBac transposable element-derived protein 4-like
Exons: 1
Coding region: 218-1924 (568 amino acids)
Source: RefSeq, a predicted model, not a curated record